AUGUUGGCAGCCCCCAGUUGCAGCUCACCAAAGAUCAGAUCCGCAUUAUAGCUGAGCAAGCUGGCAGCGUGUGGAUGAAGUUGGGAGAGAGGCUGGGACUGCCUGCAGACCACCUGGCUUAUUUCAAGGAUUCCUCAGAUAAUGUCACGGAGGUGGCGACAAAUAUGUUGACAGUCUGGCAGGAAGAAGAACAAGAAAAAGAUUCUAUAUCAGCCAUUCGAGAUGCACUUACAGAUUUAGGACUGGACACGGUUCUAGCUUCACUCAACCUCUCAUGA
Candidula unifasciata is the source of this 278-nucleotide messenger RNA. The record is from the annotation of a GenBank genome assembly. Lineage: Eukaryota; Metazoa; Mollusca; Gastropoda; Stylommatophora; Geomitridae.